Osmia bicornis bicornis is the source of this 1116-nucleotide messenger RNA. Its product is annotated as methyltransferase-like 26. NCBI's taxonomy places the organism in Eukaryota, Metazoa, Arthropoda, Insecta, Hymenoptera, Megachilidae. The coding region runs from base 203 to 874 and encodes 223 amino acids. The transcript is spliced from 3 exons. The record is from RefSeq and is a predicted model, not a curated record.
CAGUUCAUUCGUUUUCUGCACUCGACCGCACGAUCAUUCGCAGCUCCUGAAGCGGCUUCGACUAAUGAUCUCUCUUGAUGUAUUAGGUUAAGAUUAUUAUUAGUGGAAUAAUCUCAUGGAUAAUAUGCUGGCCUUAUUAAUUCAACGUUAAAGAAAAAUUUAACACGAAAGACAGAAAUUAAUAUCAAUAUAAUAACUACACAUGAAUACAAUCGUCCAUUGUGCUGCUAAUCGUAGUUCUAGAAUCAUGGCUGCUAAAAAGCUUAUUUAUCCUGCAGCCGAUCGCAAUAAGGAACCAAUACUAUCGGUUUUCCGGCAAUAUAUUCAACCCGGUUCGGAUCAAAUAUUUUUGGAAAUUGCAUCUGGUUCUGGACAACACGUAGCUCAUUUUGCUCCCCAUUUUCCUCAUAUUACAUUUUAUCCUUCAGAAUGUGAACUCAGAUUGUUAGAAAGUAUUGCUGUAUAUGCAAACGGAUUUGCAAAUAUAAAACAUCCUUUAAAGAUAGAUAUUACUACAGAUUUUCAUACGUGGAGCAAUGGAAUUUUUAAAAAAUCUAGUAUUGAUUAUAUAUACAAUGCGAAUAUGAUGCAUAUUUCACCAUAUGAAUGUUCCAUCGGAUUAUUUGAAAAUGCAGGUAAAUUGCUAAAAGACAAUGGUUUUAUGUUUACAUAUGGACCUUAUGCUAUGGAUGGGAAAAUAACACCAGAAAGUAAUGUUAAUUUCAAUAAAUCUUUAAAGUUUCAAGAUCCAAGUUGGGGUCUCAGAGAUAUUAAAGAUUUAACAGAAUUGGCAGACAAAAAUGGUAUCAAACUAAUAAACAUUGUUGACAUGCCUGCUAAUAAUAAAACUAUCAUAUGGAAAAAAAUUAUCUAAUAAAGUUAAUUUAAUGUGUAUAAUACUAUCUUAUUUAGUUUUGAGACUUUUGCUGUCCGGUAUAUUAUAGUUAAUGCUAUUCAAGUACUGUAUUAACUUCAACUAUCUUAAUUAAUAUUUUAAUACUUAAUACCAUUUGUACGAAAUAAUCCCUGAGUAUAAUAAAUCUAUAACAACGCUCUUAUUCAAAUUUCUGUUCAUCCCAUACAAUUUUCAACAAUUAAAAAAGUUUAUAUUUUCAA